Cokeromyces recurvatus is the source of this 965-nucleotide messenger RNA. RefSeq lists its product as uncharacterized. Gene Ontology annotation, molecular function: mRNA binding. NCBI's taxonomy places the organism in Eukaryota, Fungi, Mucoromycota, Mucoromycetes, Mucorales, Mucoraceae. Gene Ontology annotation, cellular component: mRNA cleavage and polyadenylation specificity factor complex. Bases 35 to 955 code for a protein of 306 amino acids. Gene Ontology annotation, biological process: mRNA 3'-end processing. The transcript is spliced from 8 exons. The record is from RefSeq and is a predicted model, not a curated record.
UUUUUUUUUUGAAAAUAGAAAAAAAACCAAUAGUAUGAAUCAAGCAUCAAGAGGAUCUCGUGUUGUUUUUGUUGGUAACAUUCCAUUUGAACUUUCUGAGGAACAGUUGAUUGAAGUAUUCAAAGAAGUUGGCCCGGUUGCUUCUUUUCGUCUUUUAUUUGAUCGAGACACAGGAAGACCUAAAGGUUAUGGCUUUUGUGAAUUUCUAGAUGCAGAAACUGCAGCAAGUGCUGUCAGAAAUUUAAAUGAUUAUGAAAUUGGAGGACGUCAAUUAAGAGUUGAUUAUGCUGCAAUGGAAGACAACCAAGGAAGAGGGGGACAUCAAAACAACAACAAUAAUAAUUAUAAUAAUCAAAGCAGACAUCAUCCGCCACAAUCACAACCUAUACCAGCACAGUCUAUGCCACCACAACAUAUGCCAGCACAGCAUAUGCCAGCACAACAUAUGUCUAUGCCUAUACAGCCUUUACCUUCACAGCCUAUAAUGCCCACUACAAACAUGUCGUCCGUUGAUGAAAUUUCUAAAGUUUUAGCUUCUAUGAAUUCUCAAGAUUUAUUUACUUUAAUGAGCCAGAUGAAGCAAAUGUCUUUUGAACGACCAGAGUUUACGAGAGAAUUUUUAACUUCUAAUCCUCAAGUUGCAUAUGCUUUAUUUCAAGCAAUGGUUAUGAUGAAUAUUGUAGAUCCCAAUAUUAUUACACGAAUUAUGACAGCUGCAGCUACAGCUACAGCUACACCUCCCGUAAUGCAGACCCAACCUGUAAGACCACCUAUUGUGAAUAAUCCUGUUCCCAAUCAGGGACCACCUACUCAACCAGAAGAUGAAACAGAGCAGCAAAAAGCGUUAUUAAUGAAGGUAUUACAAUUAACAGAUGAACAGAUUAAUGCACUCCCUCCUCAAACAAGAGAUCAAAUCAGGCAGUUGAAAACACAAUUAACAAUGCAGCAAUCAUAAAAAAAAAAGG